UUUAGCCUCACCCCACAUUAAAGCUAUAGCCUUCAGCUUGUGACCCUCUACGAGACCUCUCUUGCACUUUCGCCUUUCUAAACUAUACCUCGUUUCCUUUCCAAUACUGACAGCACCUUCGAUUACGCGACCAUGGCCGACUCUAAGCGACCUCAUGUCUUCUUCGACAUCUCCGUUGGCGGUAAAAACGUCGGACGCGUCGUCUUCGAAUUGUACAGCGACAUUGUUCCCAAAACUGCCGAAAACUUCCGCGCCCUAUGUACCGGCGAGAAAGGCACGGGCUCAGCCGGCAAGCCGCUCCACUACAAGGGCUCCUCGUUCCACCGCGUCAUCAAGGGCUUCAUGAUACAGGGCGGUGACUUUACACAGGGCAACGGGACUGGUGGAGAGAGCAUAUAUGGCGAGAAGUUUGAGGAUGAGAACUUCGAGAAGAUCCAUAGCAAGCCAUUUCUGUUAAGUAUGGCCAAUGCUGGGCCAGGUACCAACGGCUCCCAAUUCUUCGUCACGACCGUACCUACGCCACACUUGGACAAGAAGCACGUUGUCUUCGGCGAGGUCAUCAAUGGCAAGAGCAUUAUCAGAGAGAUUGAGAACCUCAAGACUCAGAGUGGUGACAAGCCAUUGCACGAUGCUACUAUCGUCGACUGUGGCGAGCUCACAGGCGAGGAUUACGACAAAGCUGUACAGAAGGUCACAGACGCCACCGGCGACCCAUACGAGGACUACCCCGAAGACCAGAAGUCUGCCGAAGAAGAGUGGGAAGGCGCUCAGAUCCUAAAGAUCGCAACUGAGCUCAAGGACAUGGGUAACGCAGCUUUCAAGAAGGGUGAUCUGAACCUUGGCCUCCAGAAGUACCAAAAGGCUAUUCGCUACCUACACGAGUACCCCGCGCCGCUAGACAACGACCCCAAGGAUCUCUGGCCACAACUCAGCGCCCUCAAGAUCUCCGUGUACUCUAACAGUGCCCUUCUGCAGAACAAGACCAACCAGCACGCCGAAGCUGCCGAGAGUGCGACAAAAGCUCUUGAGAUCGAGGGCAUUACGAACAAGGACAAGGCGAAAGCGUACUUCAGGCGCGGCCAGGCAAAGAUUGGGAAGAGGAAUGAGGAGGAUGCCCUAGCGGAUCUCAAUGAGGCCGCCAAGUAUGCACCGGGUGACGCGGCGAUUACGAGGGAGCUGGAAGGUGUGAAGAAGAGGGUGCAGGCGAGGAAGGAGAAAGAGAAGAAGGCGUUCAAGAACGCUUUCAACUUUGACUAAGCCUUGAAAGGAUGGUGCAGCGGGUGAUAUCAAGGAGCAUGUGUGGAACUGGACGAUGUGGGGUGAGAUAAGAGAACGAAAUCCGUAGUUGGAGUAGGAGGCAACGGCGGAGGAUUCUCAUCUUCAUCAGAUACAACAUUAAGAAACCAAUAAAAACAGUUCAUAUAUGAUACGGUCACUGCACCUGCAGGUUUAUAUUCAAGGGCAGUUUUUGGUUUUCUUCUCGAUGUGUCUGGUGGGAAAAGCAAAGGAUAAGAGACAUUAUUAGAAUUAUCCAGCUGUCUCACCUGAUAUAUAUAUCAAGGUUCAUGUGUCUGCAUUGACAUUAGUGUCUGCAU
Molecule: messenger RNA, 1595 nt
Organism: Cucurbitaria berberidis CBS 394.84
Lineage: Eukaryota; Fungi; Ascomycota; Dothideomycetes; Pleosporales; Cucurbitariaceae
Exons: 4
Coding region: 133-1257 (374 amino acids)
Biological process (GO): protein folding; protein peptidyl-prolyl isomerization
Cellular component (GO): intracellular membrane-bounded organelle
Molecular function (GO): peptidyl-prolyl cis-trans isomerase activity; protein binding
Source: RefSeq, a predicted model, not a curated record